AGGCAAGAAUAUUUCAAUAGAUUUUUUGAAAAGGAAGACCAUGCAUUUCAGGCUUUCAGAUUGAUUAGACAACAUGAUACCCUUUUCAGCAUGUGUGUGAUUCCCCUUGUGAGCUGGAUUAUCUGCACAGUGAUGAAACAAGAGAUGGAGAGAGGCCAGGAUCUCCAGAGGAUGCCAUACACCCUCACUGCAGUCUAUAUGCUGUAUCUCUCCAGUUUGUUAAAGUUGCACCAUAAAGCAUCCAACCAGGAUUUCCAAAUAAACGUGAAAGGGUUGUGCUCUUUGGCUGCAGAAGGACUCUGGAAACAGGAAAUACUGUUCAUGGAAGAAGAAGUCAAGAAGCACAGUUAAGAUGAGGAAGACUCCCUCCCUCUCUUUCUGAAUCAGAGCAUCUUCAAAAGGGACAUUGAUUGUAUUCAAACCUACAGCUUCAUUCACUUAAGCUUCCAGGAGUUUUUUGCUGCUUUGUUUUAUGUUCUAGAAGAAGGAGAGGAGCAGCCUUCUGAAAAUCUCAGUAAAAAUUUGCAGACCCUAUUAGAACAGUCUCUAUCUUCCAGGCUUGAUUUAACAAUGACAGUUCGCUUCCUCUUUGGUUUUUUAAGUGAAGAAAAAAGAAUGACACAGUUAAAACAAGAAUUUGGAUGGAAAAUUCCUCCUAAGAAUAAAGAAUUCUUAUUAGACUGUGUGAAAACUAUCUGCAAAAAAUUGAAGAGCAAUUCCCCUUUGUGGAAUGAAGUUUUCAAUUUUUUUUAUGAAUUACAAGAUGACAGUUUUUUAAAAAACUCUUUGGAAGAUGUGAUUUUAUUAAAUUUUGUGUGUCAGUCGGUCUGGGAUUUUAUCAUCCUGGCAUAUUGCAUACAACACUGCAACAGCUUGAAGGUUCUUGAAGUUGAUAGACCUGAUUUUUUAUAUUUCAAAUCUCCUGUGAAACAAUUUAAAUAUUGUGACGAGAGGGUGGUGCAAAAAUAUGUGGACCUCUUAUUUAAAGGACUGAUUUCUGUGGGAAACUUAAGGAAGCUGAGCAUUUCUACUUGGUCCUUGAAUGAAUCCGGCUGCAGGCACCUUGCAGAAUUUCUCAGGAAAAAUCAUAAACUGAGAGAGUUAUGUCUGCCUUGGUGUAACAUCAGUGACAACGGAUUGAAGUUACUGUGUGAAGAGCUAAAACAUCCAGACUGUGAACUAGAAGUGCUACAGCUUUCUUGGGAGACCUUGACAGUAUCCUCCAGCAGGCAUCUCGCUGAUGUUCUCAGGAAAAAACAGAGGCUGGUGGAGUUACACCUGUCUUUCCACAAUUGUGUUACGCAUGAAAGAAGGGAAGAAGCAUUCCAAUUAUUAUGUGAGGGGCUAAAAGAUCCAGACUGUAAAUUAGACACACUCAGGAUUCCUGAGCUAAUGUUGACAUUAUCCUGCUACAGACAGCUUGCUGAAGUUCUUUGGGAAAACCAGAGACUGAGAGAGUUAGAUUUGACUCAGUAUCACCAAAAAGGUGAAGACAUAAAGUUACUGUCUGAGGGACUAAAACAUUCAGACUGUAAACUGGAGACACUAACGCUUUCUGCAGACCACUUGAGAGAAUCCCCCUGCAAAUACCUUGCUGAAGUUCUCAAGGAAAACCAGAGUCUGAAAAAGUUAUAUCUGAAGGCCACUGUUGUACAUGACAAAGGAAUGGAACUGCUGUUUGAGGCACUUAAAGGCCCUUGUUGUAAACUAGAGAAACUAUGGCUGUCUAAAGCGUUCUUCAGCACAUCCUUCUGCCAGUGUCUUGCUGAUAUUCUCAGGGAAAACCAGGUGCUAAAAGAGUUAGCCCUGAUAAGCCUACACAUAACCGAUAAAGAAAUGGAAGAACUGUGUGAGGUACUAAAACAUCCCAACUGUAAAUUAGAGAAAUUUGGGAUUUUUAACACACACUUGAGAGAAUCUUGGUGCAGGUAUCUCGCUGAAGUUCUCAAGGAAAACCAGACACUGAGACAGUUAGCUCUGCAUCAAUGUCACGGAGGCAGCCAGGAAAUGGAACUGCUGUGUGAGGAGCUAAAACAUCCUAACUGCAAACUAGAGAAAGUGUGGAUUCCUGCGGUAUCCUUGACAGAAUCUUGCUGCAGGCAUCUUGCUCAAGUUUUUAAGGAAAACCAGAAUCUGAGAGAGUUGGAUCUCUUUCACUGUGACAUCGGUGACAGAGAAAAAGAGCUGCUGUAUGAGGGGCUAAAGCAUCCAGCCUGUAAAUUAGAGAAACUAUUGGUGAAUGAAAAAUGUGUAGUCUUGAAUCAUAGGGAGAAAGCCUCCACUGGAAUUACAGAGAGGAUAUUUUCCUUUAUCCGUAAAGUAUUUAGGAUGAAUAAGUAGGCUUAUGCUGGGAAUAGAUCUAAGAAGAAAGUCUGCAAGACUUCCUUUGAGGAACCACAGUCUGAUCCAAGGACUGCUUUAAAGAAACUACAUUGCAAUUUUCUCUCUGUUCAUCUGAAAAAUGCCAAGCUACAAGAAUAAAAGUUGAUACCUGACCAAGCUCAUGGAAAGGUGGACAAUAAAUCACAGAAAUUUUCUACACUGUGAAAUAGACAUGUGACCUUUUGAAAUCUGGAUAAGGGAAGAUAAUGUCAAUACAUCUUCAGAAUUUUAAAAAAGGAAUUAAAAACCAUAGAUUUAUUUUGGAUUAUAGGAGUGGAAGAAUCCAGCACUUGUCAGAACUUACUGAAGUAUAUAAAACUGGAGACAUAAACUGUGUUAAGAACCCUGUGCAUUAAUCCUUAUGAAAUGUAUAGAUAAUUUUACAUACCAUUUUUCAAUAUUUUUCUGCAAUUUGUCACUAGUUUGCUUACCACUGCAAUACAUUUUAAAUUUGUGUAUAGUUUACUUAAAUGAUUGGCCUCCUUCAACUCAGUGGAGCAAUUCAAAAUAAAAGGAAUUACAGAAAGAAACGUCCAGUGUGAAAUAAGCAUUUUGCUUUCCUCAGUUAGAAAAUGUGUUUUAUUUGCAUUCCACUUAACC
Molecule: messenger RNA, 2982 nt
Organism: Python bivittatus (Burmese python)
Lineage: Eukaryota; Metazoa; Chordata; Lepidosauria; Squamata; Pythonidae
Product: NACHT, LRR and PYD domains-containing protein 12-like
Cellular component (GO): cytoplasm
Molecular function (GO): protein binding
Source: RefSeq, a predicted model, not a curated record